Daldinia loculata is the source of this 886-nucleotide messenger RNA. RefSeq lists its product as uncharacterized. Lineage: Eukaryota; Fungi; Ascomycota; Sordariomycetes; Xylariales; Hypoxylaceae. The transcript is spliced from 2 exons. The record is from RefSeq and is a predicted model, not a curated record. The coding region runs from base 139 to 441 and encodes 100 amino acids.
CAUGUUUCCCUCAUCAGAAAAUAUGGGACAAGACUAUAGAAGGGGGUUGGUGCCUAGACACUUUCUACCGGUAUCCUUAACUUGAUAUCUGACUUCAUAAUCCUUCUUGCUCCUCAAUGUGUUUUUUGGAAUUUGAAAAUGCCACCGAGGAGAAAAUUGGCUGUUUCUCUUACAUUUGCGACGGGUAUAUUUUGUGUUGUAUCUGCUGGCUUUCGAAUUACCAGCUCUGCGACUUACCUUAACUCGUUCGAUAUAGUCUAUGAUGGAUCAGCAAUGUUUCUAUGGGCUGAGGGCGAAAUGACCCUCAUGUUCUUUGUUGUCUGCCUCCCUUCGAUGCCUAAAGCAACUAGUGGCGUAAAAUCGAUGGAUAUGUGUUGGAUUUCCAGACCAUGGGCUUCAUCUUCAGCAGAUACCAAAGGAACAGGGAAAAGUAAUUCGUGACCUCGUUCGAGCAGCACUUCACGAAAUACUAGAUCCAACAGGAAAGUAGACGAGCAUCGCCUUGGUCCACUGAGUAGCUCCCAGGAGGCACCAGUCCCCCAUCGUGCCCCUACAACUGAAAAUGCGGAUUGGUCCACCGGUAUCGUACGUACCACUGAAUUCGCUACGAUGGAAGAACAGUUAUUAUAUCCCUUAGAAUAACACAAUUAUCAUCAGACUUGGGUGUGAGGCCUUUCGGGUCGCGGGUAGGCUGUAUUAAAAAACAAGCUUUCCCUUUUAUCUAAAGUGCACGACAACGAGGACUCUAACGCAUUAUAAUUACACGAGGCAACCAAAUAGAAUAUUGUUAAACAUUUUUAUUAUUAUUACACGCGUGUUGAAACUACGAUAUCACUAUUUGAAUUAGGUACCUACCUGGUAUGCGAGUGUCCCUUUUAACAAAUAC